AUGCGCAGUGCGAACAGCAGUGUCUUGCAGCAGCUUUGCGGCAGCGUGCCCAAAGAAACAAUGCAGAGCAUGCUGCCGGUAUUUUUCCGCGAGGUGAGCUAUCGACAGUUCAUCGAUGUCUUAGUCCCUCUCCUCGAGGAUGUCCAGCUCUUGCCGCAGGUAAGUGCCAUGCUGAUGAGUUUGGGCGCCUCAGCUGCCAUGCUGGUGGUGCUGAACCGUGCACCCAAAGGAAAGCUCUCCAUCGUGCUGAAAGCGCCGGUGGAGGUGCUGGUGCCGGCAGUGGCUGCCAUGACCCCCGGUAGUGCAGAGGAGGUCUUGGUGCCGGUGCUGCAGGAACCUGAUGAGCUGUUAGCAGAGACCCUGGUGCCCUUGCUAGGCUUGGUCAAGGAGCCAGAGCGCAUGGCCAUGGUGGUGAACCAGGUGGAUGCUCGUGUUUUGGUGCCAAUCCUCCGGGGUGUAAAGCCCCAAGCUCUUGCGGACAUCCUGAAUGGCCUCAGCAAGGAGGAUUUGGCACCUGAGGGUCCAGCGGGACAGCUGUUGCAGCAGUUGGGAUCCGAUCCAGGCCUCACCGAGACCAAGGUCGUGCCUUUGAUGGCCUUGGCCGCCCCAGCCACCAUGGUGCGCCUGGUGCAGGGCAUUCCGGCAGAAAAGCUGUUGAAAGUCUUGGAGAGCUUAGAGAUUGAAGGCAUUUUGCGCCUCUUGGAGAACACCAAUGCCGACUUUGUCGUGCGUCUCUUCAAUGGGCCGCUGGACUCGGUGGUGCAAACGAUGGCAGGCAGCGUGGCGGAUGUCUUGGCGGAUCGGACAAUUGCAGAGCUGGUGAAGCACAGCACCAACACGCUCCAGGCUGGCCUUGCGAAGGCCGACGAUGUGCUGGCACGUGGGCAGCAGGCUCGAGGCGCGGAAGGUGAUGGAUACAAAUUUGGUGACUUCACAGUAGGGCUCAUCUCCAUGGCCGUGGGCCAAGAGAGCUUAGAACGUGGCCGAGAACUGAUGGAGCAGCACAUGGAGAAGGCCAAGCAGCACAGCAAGCCAAUCCAGGAAGGUUGGGAGGCUUUGCAGAAGGACGUCGCUGAGAAGACUGAGAGUAUUCAGCAGAAUCUGCAUGAAUCCUUGGGACAAAACGCUCUGAAGAUUCAAGCGGGUUUGGCUCGAGGUCGUGAGAAGCUUUCUACCUUGAGCUGCAGCAGCGGGACAGCCUAUACCAAGGGGCUGCAGGAGGAGGAAGUCUUUGACUUUCCAGAGCCACGGUGA
Messenger RNA from Durusdinium trenchii, 1254 nucleotides. The record is from the annotation of a GenBank genome assembly. NCBI's taxonomy places the organism in Eukaryota, Dinophyceae, Suessiales, Symbiodiniaceae.